AUGGAAGAAGACCUGGGCGCCGAGAUAAAAGGCGCUCACUUCAGGGAGGCCAUGAAGUUCGCCCGCAGGAGCGUGAGCGACGCCGACAUCAGGAAGUACCAGCUCUUCGCCCAGACCCUGCAGCAGUCUCGUGGCACCGAUUCGGAGUUCCGCUUUCCGGAGCGCCGCCGCGAGUACCCAGAACCAGGGAUGUCUAAUCCCUUAUCUUCACCAGCUGCCGGAGGAGAAGGCGACGACGAAGGGCCCUCCCCUCUCUGCAACCACCCGCCGGUGAUUGGCCUCUCCAGUAAAAACAGUCGCGGUCUAAUCAUCCCCUACGGCGGCCCCCACCUGCAUUACGUGUUUUCAGUCAUGCCUAAGAGAAGACGGCAAGCGGGUCGUCGCCAUCUGCAUGCAUGGCUGCUGGAUAGGGGACGAGAGGAAGAGGACGAAGAUGAGUAUUCUUUAUAUUCACUAUUUCUCUUCUUUUCUUCCAAAUUUACAAGCUUCUCCCACGCUGUGGUCUACAAAUAA
Molecule: messenger RNA, 513 nt
Organism: Spirodela intermedia
Lineage: Eukaryota; Viridiplantae; Streptophyta; Magnoliopsida; Alismatales; Araceae
Source: the annotation of a GenBank genome assembly